Molecule: messenger RNA, 3404 nt
Organism: Nycticebus coucang (slow loris)
Lineage: Eukaryota; Metazoa; Chordata; Mammalia; Primates; Lorisidae
Gene: MTRF1
Product: mitochondrial translation release factor 1
Exons: 7
Coding region: 377-1669 (430 amino acids)
Biological process (GO): translational termination
Molecular function (GO): translation release factor activity
Source: RefSeq, a predicted model, not a curated record
UUAAUUAUACAUGUUGAGUAGGUAGAAAACAGUGCUGUUUUUGGUUGAUUUCUUGGAGCUCCUUCUAGCUUACUAUGCCAUAUAUCUUUAUUUUUAAUUUUUUUGUAUUUUAUUUUAUUUCUUUUAAUUUUCAUUUAUUUAUUUAUAUUUUAUAAGGACACUCUUGCACCAGCUAGAGUACAGUGGCAUCACCAUAGCUCAUUGCAACCUCAAGCUCCUAGGCUCAAGUGAUCCCCGUGUCAUAGCCAUCCAGCUAAUUUUUUCUAUUUUUAGUAGAUAAGGGGACUCCUUGCUCAGGCUGGUCUUGAACUCCUGAGCUUAAGCAACCCUGCCACUUCGGCCUUUUAGAGUGUUAGGAUUACAGGCUUGAGCCACCAUGCCCAGCCAUCUUUUGAGUUGGUUUUUUGCAGAUUGUGUUUAUUAUAUUUCAGAUGCUGAGAUGAAUCGUCACCUGUAUGUUUGGCUUUUUAGACAUCCAUCUCUUAGUGGUUACCCCCAGUGUUAUAUCCACCUUCAUUCUCAUCGAUUUAGACCAGUACAUCUUGGUACAAGGCUGCGGGUUCUUAGACCAAACAGGAAUCACAUUCUCCAUCAUCUGUUAAAUAAGAACUGGUCCAGAAGAUAUUGUCAAGAUACCAAGAUGCUCUGGAAGCAUAAAGCACUACAGAAAUAUAUGGAAGACCUGAGUAAGGAGUGCCAAACACUUGAACAAUGUUUGCAGCAUUCGUCUGUGAAUGAAGAGAAGCGAAAGUCCUUGAACCAAAGGCAUGCUGAGUUGGCACCACUUGCGGCCAUUUACCAAGAAAUUCAGAAGGCUGAACAAGCAAUUGAAGAAUUAGAAUCAGUGUUUAAAAGUCUAAAUAAACAAGAUGAAAAGCAGUUACAAGAACUUGCACUGGAAGAAAGGCAAACCAUUGAUCAAAAAAUCAAUAUGUUAUACAGUGAGCUUUUCCAGAAUCUAGUGCCAAAAGAAAAAUAUGACAAAAAUGAUGUUAUUUUAGAGGUGAUAUCUGGAAGAACUACUGGAGGUGAUAUCUGCCAACAAUUUACCCGAGAAAUAUUUGACAUGUAUCAGAAUUAUUCAUGCUACAAACAUUGGAAAUUUGAACUUCUGAAUUAUACACCAGCAGAUUAUGGUGGACUGCAUCAUGCGGCAGCCCGAAUUUCCGGUGACAAUGUCUAUAAGCAUUUGAAGUAUGAAAGUGGGAUUCACCGAGUUCAGCGAAUCCCUGAGGUGGGCCUGUCCUCAAGGAUGCAGCGUAUUCACACAGGAACAAUGUCAGUUAUUGUCCUUCCUCAACCAGAUGAGGUAGAUGUGAAAUUGGAUCCCAAGGAUUUGCGAAUAGAUACAUUUCGAGCAAAGGGAGCAGGAGGGCAGCAUGUUAAUACAACAGACAGUGCUGUCAGACUUGUCCAUAUCCCUACAGACCCUUCAGAUUGGAACUGUGUCCCUGCCAGAAUUCAAAGUGACGACUGUAGGUCACUUCUACAUACUCUCCAUGCCACGGACUGUGAAGAAUUGCGUUUUCCUAACCUACCGCUUCCAUUUUCUGCUACCAAAAGAGUUAUACAUGGAGUAUGGUUAAAUGUUUAUACAGGGGAAAAUGACCUUUUUUUGGUAAAAUUCGUCAAAAUAAUAAUGAAGACAAAUGAGUAUUUUGCCCUUUAAAACAGGCUUUUUAGUUUGUUAUCAGUUGGUAAGUAAAAGUAGGCCUCUGUAAUUCUCAACACUACCUUCUUUCACUAUCAUGUGUUAUUGAUAACACCUAAAUCUUACCAGUCAGAUUUAAUCUUUUACAUCAGAUCUAGUCAGAGAAGGUUACAAGAUUUUUUUUUUUUUUUUUGAGACAGAGUCUCACUAUUCACCUUCGGUAGAGUGCCCUGGCAUUACAGCUCACAGCAACCUUUAACUCUUGGGCUUAAGCAACUCUCUUGCCUUGGCCUCCCAAGUACCUGGGACUACAGGUGCCUGCCACAAUGCCCGGCUAUUUUUUGAUUGUAGUUGUUAUGGUCGUUUGGCAGGCCUGGGCUGGAUUCGAACCCACCAGCUCCAGUAUAAUGUGGCUGGCACUUUAGCCGCUGAGCUAUAGGCACCAAGCCAAGGUUACAGGAUUUUAUUUCACUAUAGAAAGUAUAUUAAAUUACAUGAUCAAGUGAUUCCCUUAGGAGUUACUGAGCUGUUAAGUAAUAAUUUUAAGGUAAAAGUUCUGAGCCAAUAACUAGGAAUAGUAUAACUGCUUAGGCAAAAAUUAUUACUAGACAGCCAACAAGAAGAGAAACAUGGAGAAAAAUUCAGGCAAGUCUGGCCAUCUUGACAUGGAAAUUUUCAUCUUCUUUUGGGUAGUGAAAAGAGGAUACCAGAUUUAAGAGAGCACCAGGCAGACCCCUGGAAGGUGGAGGCAAAUUGACACACCUUGCACAACCAUAUACCUCCAGCAGAGCAGUCAAGAAAGGAAUUUUGGCUCAGCACCUGUAGCUCAGCAGCUAGGAUGCCAGCCACAUUCACCGGAGCUGGUGGGUUCGAAUCCAGCCCAGGCCUGCCAAACAACAAUGACAACUACAACCAAAAAAUAGCCAGGCAUUGUGAUGGGCCCCUGUAGUCCCAGCUACUUGGGAGGCUGAGGCAAGAGAAUGGCUUAAGCCCAAGAGUUAGAGGUUGCUGUGGGCUGUGACGCCACAGCACUCUACCCAGGGCAACAUAGUGACACCCUGUCUCAAAAAAAAAGAGAAAGAAAGAAAAGAAAUGAGUUUAAACUACUAGAGGUGAAACCUAGGUGUCCUAUUGAAAGUAUUGGGGGGUAUAGACUGUAGCUUAUUUAGACAGGGAGAAACCUUAUUUAGGGAGCAAAAUUUUAUAGGAAUUGUUUAGUCUCCAGCAAAUUAUUUACCACUGUGUCAGUGAAACUGGCCUAAUGGGGUUUUUUGGCAGGAAGGAGAAUGGAACAGCGCUACAUGGUGGCAGUAGUUGGCUCUUGGAGCUGCAGAAAUGCCUAGCCAAGUUAGAAGGGAGAGGCAGAGCUAGGGGAAUGUAACUAGCUCCUGCUCUCAGUCCUAUUUGAAAUAUCUCAUUUACAUAUCAGAAUCUAAACAGCCAUCUACAGCUAUUACUAUUAGAACCCAAGUAGAGUUUCUGAAAUGUGCUCAAUCUAAAAUGCUUUUAUCUUUUGAGAUCUUUUCCUGAUUAACCUCUCCCCUUUAACAUACUUCUCACUUAUAUCUUAAUUUGGCCCUUGGAGGCUAUGAUUUACCUCUGCUCCCUGUUAUUUUUCAGGGCUAGUAGUAGAAUGUCAACAAGAACGGUCACAAAUAAAAAAUAAAGAAAUAGCUUUGCGGGUGUUGAGAGCUAGACUCUACCAGCAGGUGAUUGAGAAGGACAAGCGUCAACAGCAAAGUGCUAGGAAAUU